Molecule: messenger RNA, 4681 nt
Organism: Thunnus maccoyii (southern bluefin tuna)
Lineage: Eukaryota; Metazoa; Chordata; Actinopteri; Scombriformes; Scombridae
Product: protein NLRC3-like
Exons: 12
Coding region: 126-3488 (1120 amino acids)
Molecular function (GO): protein binding
Source: RefSeq, a predicted model, not a curated record
UUCCUGUUUCCUGUUGAAGUUUAGUUGUUGCAGCUUCUUUUCUCCGUCUAAAGAUGAAGGUAGAAAGUCUCUGUGAGCUGAUGUGGAUGUGAAUUCAGCAGCAUCUGUCCAGGUGUUUCUCUGCUAUGGAUCAGUGUGAGGACAGAGAGGAGGGAGUCUCUCCCUCUAAAAGCUCUCUGUGUGGGGAAUAUGACAGCCAGACCAAAGCUCAGAGAACAAAGAAGCAGCACAGACCAGACACUGCUGGACCCGGACCUGGACCUGCACCCAGCUGUGUGUCCAUGAAGAGUGACCGGUCCAUGAAAGAACCUAUAUGUUUUAAACCUGGACAACCUGCUGAUGGAAGGAUCCAGCAGCAGAGACCAGACUCUUCUGGACCUGAGCCCAGCUGUCUGUCCUUUAAGAGUGACCGGUCAAACAAACGUUUCAUUGAUUUUAAAGGAGGACGUCCAUCUGCUGGUCAAAUAGUGGACCAGGAGAGCUCAGAGGUUCCCAGUGGUCAGUCUGCCCAGCAGCAUCAAACACACCUGGACUCCAUAUUUAUGCUGCUGGAGGAGAACAUCGUCACUUUUGUGAAGAACGAGUUGAAGAAAAUGCAGAAGGUUCUGAGUCCAGAUUACCCAGAAUGCUUAGAGAGUCAGAGGGAGGAUGAGGAGGAGCAUAGGAGGAGCAGCAGAGAGGCAUUUCUUAAGAUUACACUGCACUUCCUGAGGAGAAUGAAGCAGGAUGAGCUGGCUAACCGUCUGCAGAGCAGAACUCGUGCUGCAGAGUGUCGAUAUAAACUCAAGUCUAAUCUGAAGAAGAACUUCCAGUGUGUCUUUGAGGGAAUUGCUAAAGCAGGAAACGCAACCCUUCUGAAUCAAAUCUACACAGAGCUCUACAUCACAGAGGGAGGAACGGCAGAGGUCAAUGAUGAACAUGAGGUCAGACAGAUUGAAACAGCAUCUAGGAAACCAGACAGACCAGAAACAAGAAUCAAACAAGAAGACAUCUUAAAAGCCUUACCUGGAAGAGAUGAACCAAUCAGAACAGUGAUGACAAAGGGAGUGGCUGGCAUUGGGAAAACAGUCUUAACACAGAAGUUCAGUCUGGACUGGGCUGAAGACAAAGCCAACCAGGGCAUACAGUUCACAUUUCCAUUCACUUUCAGAGAGCUGAAUGUGCUGAAAGAUAAAAAGUACAGCUUGGUGGAACUUGUUCAUCAUUUCUUCACUGAAACCAAAGAAGCAGGAAUCUGCAGGUUUGAAGAGUUCCAGGUUGUGUUCAUCUUUGAUGGUCUGGAUGAGUGUCGACUUCCUCUGGAUUUCCACAACAAUGAGAUCCUGACUGAUGUUACAGAGUCCACCUCAGUGGAUGUGCUGCUGACAAACCUCAUCAGGGGGAAACUGCUUCCUUCUGCUCGCCUCUGGAUAACCACACGACCUGCAGCAGCCAAUCAGAUCCCUCCUGAGUGUGUCGGCAUGGUGACAGAGGUUAGAGGAUUCACUGGCCCACAGAAGGAUGAAUACUUCAGGAAGAGAUUCAGUGAUGAGGAGCAGGCCAGCAUAAUCAUCUCCCACAUCAAGACAUCACGAAGCCUCCACAUCAUGUGCCACAUCCCAGUCUUCUGCUGGAUCACUGCUACAGUUCUGGAGGAUGUGUUGAAAAGCAGAAAUGAAGGAAAGCUGCCCAAGACCCUGACUGAGAUGUACAUCCACUUCCUGGUGGUUCAGACCAAACUGAAGAAGGUCAAGUAUGAUGGAGGAGCUGAGACAGAUCCACACUGGAGUCCAGAGAGCAGGAAGAUGAUUGAGUCUCUGGGAAAACUGGCUUUUAAACAACUGCAGAAAGGCAACCUGAUUUUCUAUGAAUCGGACCUGAAAGAGUGUGGCAUCAAUAUCAGAGUGGCCUCAGUGUGCUCAGGAGUGUUCACACAGAUCUUUAAAGAGGAGAGAGGGCUGUACCAGGACAAGGUGUUCUGCUUCGUCCACCUGAGCGUUCAGGAGUUUCUGGCUGCUCUUCAUGUCCAUCUGACAUUCAUCAAGUCUGGAGUCAAUUUGCUGGCAGAAGCACAGAAAACAUCCUGGUGGUCUAAAGUCUUUGAAGAAAACCCCAUACCAACAGGUCUCUACCAGAAUGCUGUGGACAAGGCCUUACAGAGUUCAAAUGGACACCUGGACUUGUUCCUCCGCUUCCUCUUGGGUCUCUCACUGCAGACCAAUCAGACUCUCCUACAAGGCCUGCUGAUACAGACAAGAAGUAGCUCACAGACCAAUCAGGAAACAGUCGAGUACAUCAAGAAGAAAAUCAGUGAGAAUCUGUCUGCAGAGAGAAGCAUCAAUCUGUUCCACUGUCUGAAUGAACUGAAUGAUCGUUCUCUAGUGGAGGAGAUCCAACAGUACCUGAAUUCAGGAAGUCUCUCCACAGAUAAACUGUCUCCAGCUCAGUGGUCAGCUCUGGUCUUCAUCUUGCUGUCAUCAGAAAAAGAUCUGGACGUGUUUGACCUAAAAAAAUACUCUGCUUCAGAAGAGGCUCUUCUGAGGCUGCUGCCAGUGGUCAAAGCCUCCAAGAAAGCUCUACUAAGUGACUGUAACCUGUCAGGGAGAAGCUGUGUAGCUCUGUCCUCAGUUCUUAGCUCCAAGUCCUCUAGUCUGAGAGAGCUGGAGCUGAGCAACAACAACCUACGGGAUUCCGGGCUGAAACUGCUGUCUGAUGGACUGGAUAGUCCACACUGCACACUAGAAACCCUAAGGCUGUCAGGAUGUCUGAUCACAAAGAAAGGCUGUGCUUCUCUGGCCUCAGCUCUGAGAUCCAACCCCUCCCAUCUGAGAGAGCUGGACCUGAGCUACAAUCAUCCAGGAGACUUAGGACAGAAGCAGCUGUCUGCUGGACUGGAGGAUCCACACUGGAGACUGGACACUCUCAGGCUGCAGCCUGCUGGAGUCCGAUGGUUGACACCAGGUCCAUGGAGGUAUUUCUGUCAACUCACACUGGAUCCAAACACAGCAAACAGAGAACUCAAACUGUCUGACAACAACAGGAAGGUGACACGUGUGAAGGAGGAUCAGUCAUAUCCUGCUCAUCCAGACAGAUUUGAUGUCUGGGUUCAGCUGCUGUGUAGAAAUGAUCUAACUGGUCGCUGUUACUGGGAGGUCGAGUGGAGAGGAAGAGUUGAUAUAUCAGUGAGUUACAGAGGAAUCAGAAGGAAAGGAAACAGUGAUGACUGUGUGUUUGGAUGGAAUGAUCAGUCCUGGUGUCUGAUCUGCUCUGAUGAUGGUCGUUACUCUGUCCGUCACAAUAACAGAGUAACAUCCAUCAUCUCCUCCUCCUCUGUCUCUAACAGAGUAGCAGUGUAUGUGGACUGUCCUGCUGGCACUCUGUCCUUCUACAGAGUCUCCUCUGACACACUGAUCCACCUCCACACCUUCAACACCACAUUCACUCAGCCUCUGUAUGCUGGGUUUGGGGUCUACUGGUCUGGUUCCUCAGCUUCUCUGUGUGGUCUGUAGGGGGGAGAGUCUCCUCCUGUUAGAGAAACUUUCUCACUGCUGACCAGAUAGUUCAGUCUGUACAGGAUCACACACAGCUGAUGGUAUUUAGUACCACCAUGAUCUCUCACUGCUUGUAAAUGUAAACAUGGUUUCCACAUGAUUGACAGUUUGUUUGUAAAAUGAAUCAAACAAUAAACUGAGUCCAGUUGUUGUUGUUUUCUGUUGUUAGUGUAUUAGAAAGGCUUGAACUGUAAUGGGAUAAUGAUUUGUUGUAGUUCUUAUAGUAGUAUCAUAGUAACUGUGUUACCUGAUUCCUUCACUUAUUUAGAGAUCACAUGACAAAUGAUGGUCAGAACAACAGGCCUCCUAUUGGCUGGUUAAAUGAACACCUCUAAUGGUGAAGGCUGAGGCUCAGCAGCUGGAGUGUGGCUGCUUUUAUGCUGCAUUCAUAUCAUAUUGGAAUUAUGCUAAUUAUGAGAUUCUGACUUGUAAAUAGAAUUCAGGUCAACAUUCAAGUGGUAAUUAUGAAGUGGAAAAGCUGAAAGCUCUGAUAUUUACUGGAUAUGGUGGAUUAUUGUCAAUAACAGUAUUUUUGAGCCUCAUUCCACCAACUUUGUAAUCAUGCAGCCGUCUUGAUUUAUUCUGUGACAUGAACACUCAUAAGUUGUAAACAUGGGAAUCUUUCCCGCCUAACUACUACAGAUAAUGCAUUUACAGUAAAUAGGAAAGUUUACUUUUGGUCAACAAUGAAAAUUAAAGUUAAAAUUUCAUGAAAGUAUAGCUCCUAGUAGACUUUGCUCAUCUCUGCAAGUCAUUGAAUUUUUAUUGAGUUGAAUUUAAUAGACUUUUGUUCUAAAUGUUUCUAUCUGUUAUGAAUGCUGGUGUGACCGGGCUCUUAGUCUCAUUAUGUUCCACUAAAUAACUUGAAUUUUAGGAACAGAACAACAAUCACUGUAAACAUUUUCCCUCUAAAAACCUUAAUAAACUGUCAGUUUGGGAUCUUUUAUGACCUUUUAAAGAUGUGAACAAUAUCACCAUUUCCUCAGUUUUAGUAUUUUUCUUCUUCUGACCAUGACAAUGGAUUUAUGUGACAUUUGUAUUGCCAAAAAAGAAGAAAAAAAACACACACUGAUGCUUUCCUUUGUUUUUUGUUUUUUGGCUUGACUAAAUAAAAAGCUGCAACUAACUGUACUUCUCAUUGUCAAUGUAUU